CUGAUUACUGUAACAUGCAAAACAAAAAAUUUUUACAUCACCAUUGACAUUAUCGAUCAAACAUACUCUUAUAGAUUAAGUUCUUACUUUAAUUAAUCAAAAUUUAAGUAUGGCACAAUCACAGGUAGAAAUAAAAUCGACAGUUUUACUAGCCAAUGAUUUAGAGAAAAGAGUGGCUGAUGCCUUUUCUGUUUUCGAUCAUGCCGCAACGGAAGCGAUAGAUUCCAGAGAAGUCGGAACAAUUCUACGCGGAUUGGGGUGCUGUCCAACAGAACGUGAGAUCCAGGAAGUCACCGUGAAGGUGGAGGACAACCACAACGUUGGGACUGUGGAGCUUUUAAAAUUUAUCACCGUUGUUUGUCAAGAGCUUGCAGAACACAAAUAUGAACCAGCUACUCCUGAACAACUUUUGGAAGCUUUUCAAAUUCUAGACACCGAAGGUCGGGGUUAUCUUACUAAAGAACAACUGAUUUCUUAUAUGACCACUGAUGGUGAGCCCUUUAAUCAGGACGAAUUGGACGAAAUGCUGGAAUUGGCAAUCGACCCACAUACCCAAACUAUUCCUUAUGAAUACUACAUUAAUCAAAUUAUGUUUGAACCUGAGGACGAAGAAGAUAUAUACAUAUUGGCUGAUAGAAUCGAAUCUGAAAGGCCACCACCUCCUGCUGCCGCUAAAAAAAUAUCCGAAUUAUUUGCAAAUGUUUUACCUCCAGAAUAAUUUAUUUCACUAUACUGAACAGAGUAGUGCUUGUUGAUUAAAUAAUUAUCAAUUAGUUGGAGCACCGGACACCAUUAUAUUUUUGGAUGGAUACUUUAUCAGUGACGCAAUAAUACGAUUUAAAAUAAAUAGAUACGAAUUA
Messenger RNA from Aethina tumida (small hive beetle), 860 nucleotides. Its product is annotated as dynein regulatory complex protein 8. The transcript has 4 exons. The record is from RefSeq and is a predicted model, not a curated record. NCBI's taxonomy places the organism in Eukaryota, Metazoa, Arthropoda, Insecta, Coleoptera, Nitidulidae. Gene Ontology annotation, molecular function: calcium ion binding. Bases 110 to 718 code for a protein of 202 amino acids.